This is a messenger RNA of Capsaspora owczarzaki ATCC 30864, 2097 nucleotides long. RefSeq names its product methylmalonyl Coenzyme A mutase. The record is from RefSeq and is a predicted model, not a curated record. Gene Ontology annotation, cellular component: mitochondrion. Gene Ontology annotation, molecular function: methylmalonyl-CoA mutase activity; cobalamin binding; metal ion binding. NCBI's taxonomy places the organism in Eukaryota, Filasterea, Ministeriida, Capsasporidae. The transcript has 11 exons. The coding region runs from base 1 to 2097 and encodes 698 amino acids.
AUGACUGCGGGUGGUCGCAAGGCAAUGCUCUCGACGUCGGCGAUGGCGAUGGCUCAGCGCGAACAGCUCCCGCUGCACCCGACGUGGGACAAGUUGGCGCAGAAGGAGACCAAGGGCGACACGAACAAGCUCAUGUGGAAGACUCCCGAGGGCGUGACGCUCAAGCCAAUGUACUCAAAGCGCGACACGGCCGACAUCCCGGAAGAAGUCCCCGGCGUCUUCCCGUUCACUCGCGGCCCGUACGCCACCAUGUACACCCAGCGUCCGUGGACCAUUCGCCACUACGACUCGGACAACCCACGUGUCUAUGGUGACGUUGGUAUGGCGGGUGUCGCCAUCGACUCUGUUGAAGACAUGAAGGUUCUGUUCCAGGGCAUUCCCCUCGACAAGAUGUCCGUCUCCAUGACCAUGAACGGCGCCGUUCUGCCUGUGCUUGCCAUGUACAUCAUUGCCGCCGAAGAGCAGGGUGUCGAGCAAAAGCUGCUGCAAGGCACCGUUCAAAACGACAUUCUGAAGGAGUUCAUGGUGCGCAACACAUUCAUCUAUCCUCCGGAGCCCUCAAUGCGCGUCAUUGGCGACAUUUUCAGCUACACUGCACAGCACAUGCCCAAGUACAACUCCAUCUCUAUUUCAGGCUACCACAUUCAAGAGGCUGGUGCCGACUCAGUCCUUGAGAUGGCCUUCACCAUUGCCGACGGUAUCGAAUACGUGCGCACUGGCCUGAAGGCUGGCAUGUCCGUCGACGAUUUCGCCCCGCGUCUGAGCUUCUUCUGGGCCAUCGGCAUGAACUUUUACAUGGAAAUUGCCAAGAUGCGCGCUGCCCGUCGUCUCUGGGCCGAGCUCAUCAAGGAAAAGUUCAGCCCGAAGAGCGAAAAGUCGUUGCUGCUUCGCACGCAUUGCCAGACCUCGGGCUGGUCUCUGACUGAGCAGGAUCCUUACAACAACGUCAUUCGCACCACCAUUGAAGCCAUGGCGGCCGUUUUUGGUGGCACGCAGUCGCUGCACACCAACGCCUUGGACGAGGCGCUCGGUCUGCCCACCGUCUUCUCAGCACGCAUUGCUCGUAACACUCAGAUCAUCAUCCAGGAGGAGAGCGGCAUUCCGAAGAUUGCCGAUCCGUGGGGCGGCUCGUACAUGAUGGAGUCGCUGACGAAUCAGGUGUACGACGCUGCUCUUACCAUCAUCCGGGAAGUUGAAGACCUUGGAGGCAUGGCCAAGGCCGUAGAGAGCGGCAUGCCCAAGCUCCGCGUCGAGGAGAGCGCUGCCAAGCGCCAAGCCCGCAUCGACUCCAACCGCGAAAUUAUCGUCGGUGUCAACAAGUACCGUCUGGAGCAAGAGGAGCGCGUGGAUGUCCUUGCUGUUGACAACUCGCGCGUGCGCGCUUCGCAGAUUGCCAAGCUCGCCGAGCUGCGCGCCAAGCGCGAUCCAGCCAAAGCCCAGGCUGCUCUGGAUGCGCUGACAGAGGCGGCUCGCACCGGCACUGGCAACGUUCUCGAUCUCUCCAUCAAGGCAGCCCGCUUGCGCUGCUCGGUCGGCGAAAUUUCGUACGCGCUCGAGAAGAUUUGGGGCCGCCACCGUCCCGUUGAUCGCAUGGUCAGCGGUGCGUACAAGUCCGAGUUUGGCGAUCCCAAGGAGAUUGAAGACACGAUCAAACUGGUCGAGACGUUUGCAAACAAGGAAGGUCGUCGCCCUCGUUUGCUAGUCGCCAAGAUGGGCCAGGAUGGUCACGACCGUGGGGCCAAGGUCAUUGCCACCGGUUUUGCUGAUCUCGGCUUUGACGUUGAUAUCGGCCCGCUGUUCCAGACCCCCGAGGAGGUCGCACGUCAGGCGAUCGACGCCGAUGUGCACGUCGUCGGCGCCAGUUCGCAGGCCGCUGGUCACAAGACGCUCGUCCCUGCGCUGAUCGAAGCCCUCAAGAAGGCCAACCGUUCCGACAUUCUCGUCAUCUGCGGCGGCGUCAUCCCACCGCAAGAUUACGACUUUUUGUACCAAGCUGGUGUUUCAGCCAUCUUUGGCCCGGGCACCAAGGUCCCGGUUGCGGCUCGCGAUGUCGUCAAGGCUAUCGAAGCCAAGCGCGUCGAGUCCGCCACCGCAUGA